Molecule: messenger RNA, 3474 nt
Organism: Sphaeramia orbicularis (orbiculate cardinalfish)
Lineage: Eukaryota; Metazoa; Chordata; Actinopteri; Kurtiformes; Apogonidae
Product: SH2 domain-containing protein 3C-like
Exons: 12
Coding region: 74-2629 (851 amino acids)
Biological process (GO): small GTPase-mediated signal transduction; positive regulation of peptidyl-serine phosphorylation
Molecular function (GO): guanyl-nucleotide exchange factor activity
Source: RefSeq, a predicted model, not a curated record
CGUGAGCCGACAGAAACAAACUGACACAGACCAGUGAAAGUCGGAGGAAAUCUGUCGUCUGUGCGUCCUGAACAUGAACAAACGGAAACUGAGUCUCAGGUGGUUCGGCAGUCUGACCAACCUGUCCACCCGACGCUCAUCAGACAAAACCAAAGCCAAUGCAGCCCCAGAGCAUGAUGGGAGGAGAGUGGGAGUUAAAGCAGGGGCGGGGUCUCAGUGGGUGGAUGACACAGAGCCCCGCCCCCUCCGCCCCCUCAGCCCCCUCAGCCCCCUCAGCCCCCUCAGCCCCUCCUACGCCCGCUCCAGUGACAUGUACACUCAUGUGGGAACGGUUCCACGAAGCCAGAGGCAGAAGAAGAGCAGCCGAGGCUCCAAGGACAAGAGGACUACCCGGAACCAGGACCAGGACCGGGACCGGGACCAGGAGGCGGCGGCGAGGCUGAAGGGGGACCAUGUCCGGGACUCGCCCCUGCUCAGCGCCCUGUCCAGCCUCAGCCUCUCCAGCCCGGAACGACCUUCACCUUUGACCUCCUGGAGCAAUGACGACAUGAGGGGCGAGGAGGCGCAGGAGGAGGAGUCAAUGACGGCGCCAGAAAGGCCCGAAGCGGCGCCAGAAAGGCCCGAAGCAGCACCAGAAAGGCCCGAAGUGGUACUGGACGGGCCCAAAGCGGCGCUGCCGUCAUCUCAGGACGUUUAUGUGCUCAUGGACCCGGUGGACGAGGCGACGGCGCUCCGACACCAACACGUGGCAGAGAACACGGAACGGCGUCAAGGCGUCACGUGUCCACAGGAAAGCGCCAAACCCACCGACGGCGAACAGGAAGUAGAAGGACGACGAAACUACAGUUUGAAGGCGGACGGCAGUGGCGAAUACGUGAAGUUUUCAAAGGAGAAGUUCUGGUUAGAGACGCCGACGGACGAGCUGAAGAAACAGCUGGAGGCGGAGCUAAAGCUGGGCGGAGCCAACCUGAGGAGCCACGCCUGGUACCAUGGACGCAUCCCUGACGAGGUGUCCGACAGCCUGGUGGUGACCCAUGGUGACUUCCUGGUUCGUGACUCCCAGUGCAUGCUGGGAGACUUCAUCCUGACCGUCCGCUGGGAGCAGCAGACGCUGCACCUGCCCAUCCGGCGUACGGCGGUGGGGGCGGGCUCAUCUGGGCGGGUGGCGUUCCGUCUGGACGACCACGCCUUCGACUCGUUACCCGCCCUCGUCCACUUCUUUGUGGGCGGCCGGGUGGCACUGACCCGGGGGGGCGGAGCCCAGAUCCACCGGCCCGUCAACAGGACACUGCCGCUCGGCUACCUGGAGACAGCGUUCUGCGCCGCCAGGCCACGCCCACAGGAGGCGGGCCUUCCUGACAGUCCUUCCUCCGUUCACCACCAGAGGGCAGAUGUGAGCAGACAAACCGAACCACCGCCGCCUGAUUUGUGCACCUUCACACCGAACACUGACGACAACGCUCCUCCAUCCAGGAGCAGCAGCAGAACCAGCAGCGUGGCCCCGUCUCCGUCCACCUCCAGAAGACCCCCGACCCUUGACCCCCCGACCUCCGACUCCGACGGCGGCAGCUGCUACACCGAGCUGUACCCGGGCCCUCAGAGCUACGUGGAGAGGCUUCGGGCGGAGGAGGGGUCGGCGGGCGGCGAUCAGCUGAGGGCGGAGGACAGGACCCUUCAGUUCUCACCCGUGGUGGAGACGAGCUCCGCCUUCAGACCUGGCGUUUACCGGUCGGCGCUGAUGCCCGGAGAGAACAAACCGCUGGAGGUGGGCGUCCUGCGGAGGGUCAAGGAGCUGCUGGCCGACAUCGACCCCCGGACGGCGGCAAAACACAUCACCAAGGCCGACUGCACGGCUGCCAGAAUUUUGGAGGUGAGUCCGGAGGUGCAAAGGAGGAUGGGAGUGACCUCUGGGAUGGAGCUGCUCACGCUGCCUCAUGGUCAACAGCUACGACUGGACCUUCUUGAGAGGUUCCAGACGAUGGCGACCACGUUGGCGGUGGACGUGUUGGGAUGCACGGGGACGAGCGAGGAACGCGCCGCUCUGCUGCACAAACUCAUCCAGAUCGCCGCCGAACUCAAGAGCAACAUGGGAAACAUGUUUGGCUUCGCUGCCGUCAUGAGGGCUUUAGAGCUGCCGCAGGUGUCUCGUUUGGAGCAGACGUGGACGACGUUACGACAACGACACACAGAGGGCGCUAUUCUGUAUGAAAAAACUCUGAGGCCGUUUAUGAAGAGUCUGAACGACGGCAGAGAGAGCUGUCCGCUGUCCAACACCACCUUCCCCCACGUCCUCCCCCUCCUGUUUCUGCUGGAGAAGAGCGUGGCGUUAGGCGAAGGGGUGGAGCCCUGGGAGACGGUGGAGGCCGGCGUAGACGUGGUCAUGUUCCACCUCGGGGCAGCGAGGACGGUGGCACAGCUGGGAGGGAUCUACCGGACCAACGCCGAGGCCAAACUACAGGACUUCCAGGUGCAGUCCGACGUCCUGGAGCUUUUCCAGACCGACUUCCAGAUGCGGCUCCUGUGGGGAAGUCGAGGCGCCGAGGAGCGGCAGGCGCUGAGAUUCGCCAAGUUUGACCAGGUGUUGACCGCCCUGUCCAACCGGCUGGAACCGCCCACCAGACCGCGUUGAUCCCAGACCAGGACCUGUUCGUCUGCAGACCAGGAAGCAAAGCCUUCUGGGAUCAGUCUGACGGUGGUCAGAUGGGGACACCUACUGGGCAGGUCUCAGUAUCGCAUUCACACCGACACAGAUGAGUUGAAUGGUGGUUUCACUGCCUUUUCCUGGUAUUUUUUAUUCAAUGGAUCAUCGGUCGCAUCUUCGUGUCGACUCGGAGGACGGUCGUACGGUCCAAUCCUCCUCUUAUUCCAGAAAUAAAUGAUCAUCUAGGUUUUCCUGAAGUUCUAAAGAAGGCGGUUCUUUAUGGAUCUGCUCCGUACUACAUGUGCACUGACUUUAACGGAACAGGUUCAGAGGUUGUGGUAUAAUCCAGAUGAACCCGGAUCAGACUGACCUCAUAUGGUGGGUACGUGGUUUUUGGCGACUGAUAUCUAUUGAGACGUCUGCUUUUCGUCUAAUAUCUCAUACGUCUGCUCUAGGAGUGUUAAAUAUGCUCACAUGGUACGGUCUUUUUAAUUAACACACAUUUAGACUCUGUUUAUCAGUGUUAAAUACUCUACUGUUGGUCUUUAACACAGAAGUGCAGUGGAAAGUCCCACAGUUUGACCAUGUUUCCUCAAAGGCCAGGGGUCAAGGGUCAGCAGGAACAAAACAAGGCCAAACCUCAAACACAAGUGGGUCAAAUCUAACAGUAUGGAUAAAUGUUCGUGGAUAUGUUCAUUUCUACAGAAUAAUCCAGCUGUUUUCAACACUUUGUCCUAGAUCACAGGUGUCAAACAUGCGUCCCGGGGGCCAAAUCCGGCCCGCCAAAGGAUCCAAUCUGGCCUGUAGGAUGGAUUUGUGAAAUACAAAAAUUA